This is a messenger RNA of Scomber japonicus (chub mackerel), 2618 nucleotides long. RefSeq names its product elongator acetyltransferase complex subunit 3 (gene elp3). Gene Ontology annotation, molecular function: iron-sulfur cluster binding; acyltransferase activity, transferring groups other than amino-acyl groups. The transcript is spliced from 15 exons. NCBI's taxonomy places the organism in Eukaryota, Metazoa, Chordata, Actinopteri, Scombriformes, Scombridae. Gene Ontology annotation, cellular component: nucleus; elongator holoenzyme complex; cytoplasm. Gene Ontology annotation, biological process: tRNA wobble base 5-methoxycarbonylmethyl-2-thiouridinylation. The record is from RefSeq and is a predicted model, not a curated record. The coding region runs from base 116 to 1777 and encodes 553 amino acids.
CAACGUGAGGUUGUUUACUGUCUGCUAUCAGCCGUCUAGACUAGAAAAAAACAGAUGUACACACUCUGACAGAUAGAUAUCUUUUUAUAUUAAGACACCAUACUCAGUGGAAGACAUGGGGAAGCCAAAGAAAUCGAGUGACCUCAGCCGAGCCGAGCUGAUGAUGAUGACCAUUGCUGAUGUCAUCAAGCAGCUGGUUGAAGCUCAUGAGGAGGGAAAAGACAUCAAUCUUAACAAAGUGAAGACUAAGACUUCAGCUAAAUAUGGACUUGAAGCUCAGCCUCGUUUGGUGGAUAUCAUCGCUGCUGUUCCACCACAAUACCGUCGCGCUCUGGUGCCCAAACUAAAGGCCAAACCCAUCCGUACAGCCAGCGGGAUUGCAGUGGUGGCUGUGAUGUGCAAACCACAUAGAUGUCCACAUAUCACCUUCACUGGCAACAUCUGUGUAUACUGUCCUGGAGGGCCAGACUCAGACUUUGAGUACUCCACACAGUCUUAUACUGGCUAUGAGCCCACUUCUAUGAGAGCCAUCCGAGCACGAUACGACCCCUACCUUCAGACCAGACAUCGGGUGGAGCAGCUGAAGCAGUUGGGUCACAGCGUUGACAAGGUGGAGUUCAUCGUGAUGGGCGGCACCUUCAUGGCUCUUGCUACAGAAUACAGAGACUACUUCAUCAGGAACCUACACGACGCUUUGUCUGGACACACAUCCAAUAACGUGGAGGAAGCCGUCAGAUACUCGGAGCGGAGCAACACCAAAUGCGUAGGAAUCACCAUCGAGACGCGGCCCGAUUACUGCCUGAAGCGACACCUCAGCGACAUGCUAGGCUACGGCUGCACCCGGCUGGAGAUAGGAGUCCAGAGCGUGUAUGAAGACGUGGCCCGAGACACCAACAGGGGUCACACAGUGCGAGCCGUGUGUGAGUCUUUCCAUCUAGCAAAAGACGCAGGAUUCAAAGUUGUGGCCCACAUGAUGCCAGACUUGCCCAACGUGGGCAUGGAGCGGGAUGUGGAGCAGUUUAUUGAAUUUUUUGAGAACCCAGCAUUUAGGCCUGAUGGUUUGAAGCUGUAUCCAACUCUGGUGAUCCGAGGUACGGGUCUAUAUGAGCUGUGGAAGACAGGUCGGUAUAAGAGCUACAACCCCAGCGCCCUGGUCGACCUGGUAGCCCGAAUCCUGGCACUGGUACCGCCCUGGACACGAGUGUACCGAGUGCAGAGGGACAUCCCCAUGCCGCUGGUGAGCUCCGGAGUGGAGCACGGCAACCUGAGGGAGUUGGCUCUGGCCAGGAUGAAGGACAUGGGCACUGAGUGUCGAGACGUGAGAACCAGAGAGGUGGGCAUUCAGGAGAUCCACCACAAAGUCAGACCCUACCAGGUGGAGCUGGUGCGGCGGGACUACGUUGCCAACGGCGGCUGGGAGACUUUCCUCUCCUACGAGGAUCCCAAACAGGACAUCCUGAUCGGCCUGCUGCGUCUACGCCGCUGCUCCCCUCAGUCCUUCCGUCCGGAGCUGAAAGGCGGCGUCUCCAUCGUCCGCGAGCUGCACGUUUACGGCAGCGUCGUCCCGGUCAGCAGCCGAGACCCCAGCAAGUUCCAGCAUCAGGGCUUUGGUAUGAUGCUGAUGGAGGAAGCAGAGAGAAUUGCCAGAGAUGAACACGGCUCCUGCAAAUUGGCUGUUAUCUCAGGUGUAGGAACGAGGAACUACUACAGGAAGAUGGGCUACGAGUUGGAUGGACCAUACAUGGUGAAGGAUCUAUACGAAUCUGAAUUCAACUGAACCUGGGCGACGAUUUUAUUUAUCAAGACAUUAUUUCUUGGGACAUUGAUUGCUGCAGUAUUUGCAGUAAAAAGUUUUUUAUUAUAAACAUCGGAGGAGAUAAUGGUUGGCAUUUUCUCUCAGUCCGCACAUCUGCUUUUUUUUUUUUUUUUUUUUUUAUCUGGAACACGGCAGGAACAUCCUCGCUUUAUUUAGAUAAGGAGAAGGGUGCGCAAGGACAUGAGGAGCGAAGUCAUUUGAGAUGAAGCCACUGCAGGGUUUUUGAGUUCAGUACUACUUCAACAGAUUGUGACAUUUUAAAAGUUGCUGAAACGAGACACACCAGCAACAGCAUGAUGGUAUUUUUAGCUUUCCACACUGAAACUAAUAGUGCCUUUUUCAAUGAGCAGUAAGUAUUAGGCAGUGCUUUUAAGGCAUUUUAAAUUCUACUCAGAUGUUUCAUGUGUCUGGUGAAGAGCAAUAUGAAUGUCUAGGUAUCCUUUCUAUCAUUUUCCUGUAAUUCGUCUAGGAUGAGGAACCUGUUUGGCGCUGCGGUUUAGUUAAUCAUGUUUAUGUUGCAAUUAAAUAGAAAACCCAUUAUGAGUCAAGCGUUCAUUAAGGGUUGGCAGUGGAUGAAUGAACAGUGAGAAAUGUCCUCGCCGGGCAGCCGUUGUGUAAUUGCACAAUUUUGAUUUGUAGGGCAGGAAAUUAAAUAUUAGUGUUACAUAAAUUGCUUUUUAAAGCUCCUCAGUUAAUCCUAUUUGUAUUUUUUUCUGUCAUGCUGCACAAUGUAUUCUGUUGGUUAUCCAGAUGUUUUAACCAACAUCCACACAUCACAUGUUCUCAAGGAAUAAAAUAUAUU